Diachasmimorpha longicaudata is the source of this 2614-nucleotide messenger RNA. Its product is annotated as ankyrin repeat domain-containing protein 16-like. Gene Ontology annotation, molecular function: protein binding. The record is from RefSeq and is a predicted model, not a curated record. The coding region runs from base 1116 to 2123 and encodes 335 amino acids. Gene Ontology annotation, cellular component: T-tubule. Lineage: Eukaryota; Metazoa; Arthropoda; Insecta; Hymenoptera; Braconidae. Gene Ontology annotation, biological process: regulation of cardiac muscle contraction; protein localization to T-tubule. The transcript has 3 exons.
GAUGGAUAUUCUUCAUACUGCAACCACGUUUACAUUGGGGAAGACGUCAGUACUGGGGAAUUAUGGCGUAUCCGUGACUCAGGACCAUUUGAAAAUGAAACGGUUGUAAUAUUCUUCUUUACUGAGAAAUCACAUGUUUGAUGGAUGCGGGUCUUCGAUUGAGGAUGAUUUCUAGAAAGUUGGGGAAAUAAACUAACUGGAUCUAUUCGAAGAACAUGCGGAAGAAUGAGUCAUUGAAUUCCUACAUUUCAUUAUAAUUUUCAUUCUGUGAAUCCAAGAGGGAUUGCUCAAUAACCGUUGAUAUCGCAAUGAUUUGUAAAUUUUUAAUCGUCUUUAAGAAUGAGGUGGCAGCACCAAUCGUUGAAGAGUUGCAAAUUCAAAUGUGCAGACAGAGUACAUACAGGGAAAUAAUAUUUUUCCGAAAAGAAUUGUCGCUUUAAAAUUACUGAGCUCUGCCAAUAACAGUUUUCUGGAAGAAAAUUGUAGUUUUCUCGUAGAAUUAUCGUCGGUUCCACGGAAUCUAUAAGUGUUUAUUGUUCAAAAAUAUACACUGCAACAUCGCAUUCGCAUGAUAAAACCGAAAUCUCAUAUAAUUUUCUGACGAGUGUAUUUACUCGAAAGACAGAAAUAUCUCACGAGAAUUCUUAUUACUAGCAAAAUUACCAUGUUUUGUACUACCCCCGAGGUGUUUUACUCUAUCAGAACUGAGAUGUUUGAAGGUAUAAUUCACAGCGAAAGAUAGCAAGGGUGUUAUCAUGUUCUAGUGAAAAUUUGCUUUUUCGCCAUAAAUGAAUUUAUUCAGAGCGACAAAAGAUCUCUCCAGGGAAACACAUAAUUUUUGACAGACCUAAUUAUUGCCUCCAGCCCCAUUUGCGCCAGAACUUCUGAAAAAUUGCGUGAAUUCUAAAAAGAUGUGAAAAUGAGAGCAAAGUUUUUCUGAAAAACCGGUCUACAGCUCUACAUUGUGCUGUUUUCUCCGUUUUAUUGACCGAUAUUGUUGGCCGUAAGCUGGUUCCAGUAGAAUGGCAAGAAGAAGAUGGCAGCACCUGCCAUUAAGUAGAUAAAGUCCCUGUGUUUACCGGCAUGCUACCGACCCACCGGAUAUCUUCGAUCAUAUGUUCGGUCGCGAAAACACGAGUUAUUCCCGUACGCAAAACGGUCUAAAAGCUACUAAUGUAAUGGCAAAUAAUGGUGCUGAUCCAUCACGUAAUUUUUUACGCGCCGCACAGCAUGGUGAUUUAGAUAAAUUGAAAGAGCUAUCGCAACGCUAUGAAAUUCAAGACUGGACAGUUUAUCGUCAUGAUAGUACAGGGGAUACAGCCCUACAUAUAGCGGCGCGAGAGGGCCAUUUGGAAAUUGCUAAGUGCUUGUGCAACGACUGGUCAUAUCCGGCAUUCAAAGUUGAUGUUACUAAUAAAGAUAUGAAACGGCCACUCCACGAUGCUUCUCAGUUUGCUCACUCUGAUAUUGUUGAAUUUUUAAUUGACCAAGGAGCGGAAGUUGAUGCAUUGAAACGAGCUGAUUGGACACCUUUGAUGCUCGCCUGCACCAAGAGCGGUCCGGAUGCAGAAAUAAGCGUUAAUAGAUUGCUAAGAGCAGGUGCCAAUCCCAUAAUUAGAAACAAAGACGGAUGGACGCCGUUAUUAUUGGCUUCUCGUACUGGUGAUGUAUCUAUUAUAAAAACAUUACUACAGCAACCCACAGUGGUACCCACAACUGCUAGUAACAAUGGCCGAACUGCUCUCCACAUUGCUGCUUUCCACGGAUGUGUUGGUGCUCUCAGUAUUUUACUGAGCGCUGAGCCAGCACUGAUUGGUAUUUGUGACUCUUCAGGCUCCACACCACUCCACGAGGCUGUUAAAUCUGAAAAUUUCAGAGCAUUUGAAUCUUUAAUAAAAUUCGGAGCCAAUGCCCGACAAACUGAUGGCGUUGGUCAGACAAUUUUGCAUCUCGCAGCAACGGUGGGUAACAGUCCAGCUGUAGAAUAUAUUAUUGGAAAUAAAUUAGUUGAUUGCCAAUGCCGGGAUAAUUAUGGAGCAACUCCACUAGUUUGCGCUGAGAGGAGUGGAAUGGAAAGUAUUGUAGGUUUAUUGCAUAGAUUUGAAGAACAGGCUCUGAUAUGAAAUAAAUAUUUUUUAAUAGCCAUUUUGAAGAUUGGUACACAUUUAUUUAUUCCAUCUGGUCUAAUCAUCCUUUUGCGCAUGAACAGAAACUGUUGUUUUCUGUGCCAAACAAUUUUCCUUCAAAUAUUUCAUUUCAUCCUUUUACGAUAUAAAAGAAGACUUAUGACGGAAGUGUUUUUACUGAAGCAAUUGCAUUUUGUUUUUUUUUUGUAGUUUUUUGCGUACUAGUUAAAUAAUAAAAAAAAAUAUUCAAUAGUUAUUUGGGCAGUUUUAAUUGUUUAUUUUUUUCCUUGCUUAAUUUAUUUACAUUCCUAUGUCAAGACUUAAGUUAAAAUCUUAUACUCAUGUCCUCACAUCAAUUGUUUUUUUUUGUAGUAUGUUUUUUUCCAUUGUUUUUCUUAGUAUUUUCAAUGAAUCAGAUUGGGCUAUUUAAACUAGUCUCUUCUCCUUAUAAGUAUCUCACAUUUAGUUAUUUUUUAAUGCAUCCUCAA